AUGUUUUUCCAUAUAGUGUUGGAGAGGAACAUGCAGCUUGAUCCUCGCUACUUUAGUAACAAUCUCCGUGAAAAUCUAGUAACGCAGCUCAUGGAAGAUGUUAAUAAAGGAAUUUGCAGCAGUCAACAUGGGGUUGUGGUUGCAAUAACGGGAAUAGAGAACAUUGGGAAAGGGCUGAUUGUUAAUGGGACGAGGUUUGCCUCAUUUCCAGUGAGAUACCAGUGUGUUGUUUGCAGACCAUUUAAAGGAGAGAUCUUAGAAGCUGUGGUUACAAUGGUGAACAAGAUGGGAUUUUUUGCAGAGGCCGGUCCGGUUCAAAUCUUCGUUUCCAACCAUUUGAUACCGGAUGAUAUGGAGUUCCAGUGUGGAGAUAUGCCAAUCUAUACCACAUCUGACGGAUUGAUUAAGAUUCAGAUAGAUAGCGAAGUGCGGUUGAAGAUAAUUGGAACUCAAGUAGACCGCACACAAAUUUUCUGCGUUGGUACCAUCAAAGAUGAUUUCUUGGGUGUCAUAAACCAUCCUGCAAGUGUUUAGCGGUCAUAAACUACCGAAAGAAAAUCUUAUGUGAUCUAGAACAGAUAGACCAUCUAAUGUAUUCACUUUUGAGUUGGGAUGUAUUAUAACAAAAUGUCACAAACUCGCAAUUUCU
This is a messenger RNA of Rosa chinensis, 649 nucleotides long. RefSeq names its product DNA-directed RNA polymerase II subunit RPB7-like. Gene Ontology annotation, biological process: positive regulation of translational initiation; DNA-templated transcription; positive regulation of nuclear-transcribed mRNA poly(A) tail shortening. The record is from RefSeq and is a predicted model, not a curated record. The transcript has a single exon. Gene Ontology annotation, molecular function: single-stranded DNA binding; translation initiation factor binding; single-stranded RNA binding. Gene Ontology annotation, cellular component: P-body; RNA polymerase II, core complex. The coding region runs from base 1 to 534 and encodes 177 amino acids. NCBI's taxonomy places the organism in Eukaryota, Viridiplantae, Streptophyta, Magnoliopsida, Rosales, Rosaceae.